AUGAUUUUGCCAAACUUGUGCCUGAAGAAAAAUUUUAUGUUCCAAAGUACUUACGUAAGGCUAUAUAAAGAAGCAUUGCCAAAAAUAUAUAAUAAAAAAAGUAGUCAUUCAAGUAAAUGGAUUCAAAGACAAAUAACAGACCGAUACGUGCUAAAAGCAAAAAAUGAAAAUUAUCGAAGUAGAGCUGCAUUUAAAUUAAUAGAACUAGAUAAUAAAUACCUUUUCUUAAAAAAAAAUAAAACCAUUUUAGAUAUUGGUUCGUAUCCUGGGAGUUGGUGUCAAGUUAUUUUAGAAAGAACCAAAAAUUAUGCAAAUGAAAUUAUUGCAAUUGAUAAAAAAAUUAUGGACCCAUUACCAAAUGUCCAUUUUAUAAAAGCAGAAAUUGGAAAAGAUAAUGUAGAUGACCAAUUAAGAGAAGUAUUAAAAGAUAAAAAAAUUGAUAUCAUAUUAAGUGAUGCAGCUGUUGCAUGUAUUGGCAACAAAAUUGAUGAUCACUUAAAUUCUUGUGAACUUACAUUAUCUAUAACAAAUUUUAUGGAGCAAUAUAUAAAUAUCGGCGGUGUUUAUAUUGUUAAAAUGUAUUUAGGUAGUCAAACAAAUAAUCUUAAAACAUAUUUAAAAACAAUAUUUCAGCAUGUCAAUACAGCCAAGCCAAAAGCCUCUCGAAGUGAAUCACGUGAAAUAUACUUAGUUUGUAGAAAUUUUACAGGAAGAAAAAAAAUAAGUGAGGAUAUACAAAUUAAAGGUGCCUUUUCCUCCAAAGAAGGAUACUACUAA
Plasmodium vinckei vinckei is the source of this 777-nucleotide messenger RNA. RefSeq names its product ribosomal RNA methyltransferase, putative. Gene Ontology annotation, molecular function: rRNA (uridine-2'-O-ribose)-methyltransferase activity. Lineage: Eukaryota; Apicomplexa; Aconoidasida; Haemosporida; Plasmodiidae. The transcript has a single exon. Gene Ontology annotation, biological process: RNA methylation. The record is from RefSeq and is a predicted model, not a curated record. Bases 1 to 777 code for a protein of 258 amino acids.